UUCUUUAUUUUUAAUCUAGAUAUAAUCGCCUUUGUAUUUUUUAGGGGUUCAUUUCCAUCUUUCACCUUCAAUUCUUGAAUUCUUUUCAAACAUAUUGGGAGGAUUUCUUGAAUAAGUUUCACACCGAUGGCAGAAGGGAAAGGAAAUGCAAAUGAAAUUGAACCGAGCUUCAACAUCGACUAUUUGAUGGAAUACUUGCCCGAUGAUGCCAUGGGUGCCACCGAUAUUGGAAUGGAGAAAGAGGGGGUGCGUGGGUCAUCAUCUAAUGUAAAUAAUCUAAAUCAAGAGAAUAAGUCAGUGAACUUGGAGAAGUAUCUAGUUGCUGAAACCCAGUCAGAUAUUGUGCCCCCCGUCAGCCAGAACUGGAAGCCUAUGGACUCUGCUUCAGAUAAAUCAAUUAAUUCACUAGCACAUAGUCUGCAACGAAGUACUUUUCCCAGCAUAUAUACAGAAUUUUCUCAGACUCAGACUUCAUGUAAUAUUAUCUCGCAAUCACACCAGCACCAGCAGUUGCAGGACCAAUUGAAUAAUAAGAAUGCACAGAGACCAAAUAUUCAGCCGUUGUCUGCACAAUUCAAUAUCUAUCAACAGCAGCAGCCUGUACAGAAACAACAGCAAAAGAAUGGAUAUCAUUUAGAUUCUUCAACAAUGAAGCAUCAUGAACAAUUCAAUGUCCUUAAGCAUCAAGGUCAAAUGACAUCAGAGAAAAGUUUGCAGCAGAUAUCUAAACCUAUGCAGAUGUGGCACUCAUUGGAAACACUGAGUGAUGCAGGGACUAAUGGUGUACCACCAAAUCCUAUGCUAGUUGAUCAGCAGAAGCCGGUAGAACAAUUACAAACUGCAUUUCUUGGGCUUUUGCAAGGUACAUUGAAAACUUCUAAAUGA
Molecule: messenger RNA, 885 nt
Organism: Olea europaea var. sylvestris
Lineage: Eukaryota; Viridiplantae; Streptophyta; Magnoliopsida; Lamiales; Oleaceae
Exons: 5
Coding region: 127-885 (252 amino acids)
Source: RefSeq, a predicted model, not a curated record